Metschnikowia bicuspidata var. bicuspidata NRRL YB-4993 is the source of this 1587-nucleotide messenger RNA. RefSeq names its product glycosylphosphatidylinositol-alpha 1,2 mannosyltransferase (gene SMP3). The transcript has a single exon. The record is from RefSeq and is a predicted model, not a curated record. Lineage: Eukaryota; Fungi; Ascomycota; Pichiomycetes; Serinales; Metschnikowiaceae. Bases 1 to 1587 code for a protein of 528 amino acids. Gene Ontology annotation, cellular component: endoplasmic reticulum membrane. Gene Ontology annotation, molecular function: alpha-1,2-mannosyltransferase activity. Gene Ontology annotation, biological process: GPI anchor biosynthetic process.
AUGUCCUUUCUAUCCUGGCGGUCUGUAUAUUUCGUGAGUAUCGGCCUACGCUUUGUUUUGGCACUCUCAAACUCAUACAUCCAUCCAGAUGAACAUUUCCAGAGCUUCGAGGUCCUAGCAGGUCGUAUGUUUUCUCUUUCCACCAGAGAACCCUGGGAAUUCGGCUCACUGGCUCCGGCGAGAAGUGCCGUGCCACUAUUAGUAGUGUACUACCUUCCUCUCACAAUUGCCCAAUGGCUUGGGCUUCUGCCUUUGCAAACGUGGUACUUGGUGCGGCUCGUGUUCAUGGCCAUCUCAUGGAUGGUCACCGACUGGUGUCUUUAUAAGAUGCUCCCAACAAAACAAGAGCGGAUCAAGGCAAUCUAUUUUGUGCUGACGUCGUUUGUGUCCCUCGUGUACCAGCUGCACACGUUUUCCAACUCGAUUGAGACGGUGUUGGUGGUGCUCACGGUGUACUUUAUAAAUGAAUUGCGCUUCAUCAGGACACUUCCCGAGGACCAGUACAAGACGUCCGACAUCAUCAACGCAUCCGUGGCCAUUGGCGUUUUGUUUGCGUUCGGAAUCUUCAACCGCGUGACGUUCCCGGCGUUUUUUGUGAUCCCGGGAUUCUUCCUUCUACAGAGCUCGCUCAAAUGGAUGUACUUGCCUAUAGUCACGACCUGUGCGUUCAUGACUACGGCGAUAUGCUGUGUGCUUGUUGACAGUUGCUGGUUUGGCGAGACGUCGAUUUCUGCCAUUUUGGAACAUCCAUGGCUUUGGUCGCAGUACGUGGUGACGCCAUACAAUAACCUUGUCUACAACGCAAGCUUCGAGAAUUUGGCGCAACAUGGCAUUCAUCCUUUCUACACUCAUAUCCUUGUGAACGUGCCCCAAAUCCUAGGCCCUGGACUCGUGCUUUUGCUUCCACGUUUCAGAAACAGCUACUGGAAAACCACGCCAUUCUUAUCGGCCAUGAGCGGCUUGAUUUUCUUGUCCUUGGUUCCACAUCAGGAGCUUCGUUUUCUCAUUCCUAUUGUUCCCCUUCUAUGUGCGUGUUUCGAUGUAGCUGCCUUGGAAUCUGCGUGUCAGAAGCAUCCUCUAUUCCUCUCGUGUGUGAUGAAUGCUUGGCUCAUAUUCAAUAUACUUAUGGGCACAAUGAUGGGUGUGCUACACCAGGGCGGCGUCGUGCCAGCGCUCGACUUUUUACACGAGAACCCCCAAUACAGCAGCCCUGGAAACGCACUCAUCUGGUGGAGAACAUACUCGCCCCCGACGUGGAUGUUGGACCAAAAAAUGGGCAACUUGCAGAUUGUUUCAGUUGACGAGAACACGCUCUUUUUAUCGUGUGAUCUUGACUCACGCAUAGGCAAAGCCUCGAUCGAUGCCAUGGGAAUGGAGGCUGGAAAGCUACAGGAAUUGAUCAAGAGCGUUUCUGCAAGAUACCCAAGGGUCUACCUAAUAACGCCCAUAGCUUCGUUCAGCCACAAAUUCAACACCAGUCAGUUUGAGGAAAUCUGGAGAUACAACUCCCACGUGGACUUGGAUCAUUUCGACCUCUCGCGCCUACAGAGCUUCCAGCCGGGACUUGCCAUAUACAACCUUCUAUAA